Messenger RNA from Haplochromis burtoni (Burton's mouthbrooder), 8306 nucleotides. It is a transcript of the gene lrch2, whose product is annotated as leucine-rich repeats and calponin homology (CH) domain containing 2. The record is from RefSeq and is a predicted model, not a curated record. Gene Ontology annotation, molecular function: protein binding. The transcript has 21 exons. NCBI's taxonomy places the organism in Eukaryota, Metazoa, Chordata, Actinopteri, Cichliformes, Cichlidae. Bases 148 to 2370 code for a protein of 740 amino acids.
ACCUCAGAAGCCCAUCCCCUAGCGUCCGUGCUGGGAAUGUACCGUGUAUGCGCAUGGGCGGAGAAACUGCCGCUGUGCGCUGUUAUUAUUGUAAGAGUAAUUUCUUUUUUUUCUUUUUCUUUUCUUUUUUUCUUUUUCUUUUAAAAAAUGGCGUCCAGUCAGGGAGGCGUGGGAGCUGUCACCGCUCUACAAAGCCAUCACUAUCCCACCGGACCUCACUGGAGCCCGGGCAUCACACCGUUCCAGCAGCAGCACCACACGGCCCGAAGCCUGGACCGGGCUCUGGAGGAUGCCGUGUGCUCGGGGAUACUGAACCUGAGCGGCAGGAAGCUGAGGGAGUACCCGGGGAUGAGCUACGAUCUCACCGAUACAACACAAGCAGAUCUGUCUAAGAAUCGUCUCACAGAAAUCCCCCCAGAAGUGUGUCUGUUUGCCCCCCUGGAGUCACUCAACCUCUACCACAACUGCAUUAAGUGCAUCCCAGAAGCUAUUAUCAAUCUGCAGAUGCUGACUUAUCUGGACAUCAGCCGAAAUCUUCUGACAGUGUUGCCGAAAUACCUUUUCAACCUUCCCCUGAAGGUUUUGCUUGUGAGCAACAACAAGCUUGUGUCCAUCCCUGAAGAGAUUGGCAAGGCCAAAGACUUAAUGGAACUGGACGUGAGCUCAAACGAGAUCCAGGCGCUGCCUGCUCAAGUUGGAAAGCUUCAAGCCUUGAGAGAACUCAACAUCAGGAAGAAUAGUCUUCACAUGCUGCCUGAUGAGUUGGCUGACCUGCCUCUCAUCCGACUUGACUUCUCCUGCAAUAAGAUCACAGAGAUUCCUCCAGCCUACAGGAAGCUGAGGCAACUGCAGCACAUCAUCCUAGACAACAACCCUAUGCAGUCUCCACCGGCACAGAUUUGUCUUAAAGGCAAAGUGCACAUAUUUAAGUACCUGAACAUGCAGGCUUGUAGGAUGGAUAAGAAACCAGACACCCUGGACCUCCCCUCUCUUGGCAAGCGUUGCCUACCGCAACCACUAACAGAUAGCAUGGAAGAUUUUUACCCAAGUAAGAACCACGGUCCUGACUCUGGAAUUGGUAGUGACAAUGGUGACAAGAGGCUGUCUACAACAGAGCCUUCAGACGAUGACACCGUCAGCCUGCACUCUCAAGUUUCAGAGACAGCCCGUGCCGACGCCCUGUCACUCCUCUCCAAAAUGGACUCUUGCAAAGAUCAGGAUCUCUAUGACUUUAUAGAGCCCAACCCGGACGAGGAUCCUGCUCUGUCAGAGUGCAAUGGGCAGCAAAGCAGUCAUGUGUCUUGUAUAAAGGAACUGGAGAAAGUUCUUAACAUGUCUCACCAAAGCAAAGAUAAAGACAGCUGGAAAGAGGAGUCAGGUUCUGAUAAGGAGCAGCUAGCUGAGGAAGAGGACGAUGAGCUGAAGGAAGUGCUUGACCUGAGGAAGAUUGCUGUCCAGCUUCUGCAGCAGGAGCAGCAGAACAGACGACGGUCCUUAAUUUGCAGAGCCGAAAGUCUAAUUCACAGGAGGAGAGUGACCGGCCGGGCACACAGAUUCCUCAGUCACUCUGGAAGCUCCGGCAGCAAACCGAGACUCACACCUCAGACCGCUCGCAGUGCCUCUUUAGAUGAAGGAAGCAGUGGAGCGUCAGUGCUGAGUGGACAGCCCUCUUCCUCCUGCUCCUUUGAUGGCUGUCUGAAGACAGAUCAGUCUGAUUCAGAGCCAAAGUGGCCUGAGAUCCCACCUGUCCUCAAUCAGAAUGAAGACCGCAGGCGGAACAAGUAUCUACGAAAAGAUUAUCUGAAGUACAAAUGCCAAAGUGCUCGCAAAAACUCGAGUGGCAACGCUGACUCUGAGGAGGGUUUGCGCAACACUGAUUUCAGCACUACCCUGACAGUGUUUGGACUUAAGCCAAGAUCAGCCUUCACCAGAGGAAGCCAUCAGGAGAUCAGCUCUACAGACCCGAGCUUCACGAUGAGAAGGAAGAUGGAGCACUUGAGAGAGGAAAUGGAGCAGAUAGGACUGUUACGACAGAACAUUGAGUCCAGGCUCAAGGUGUUGCUUCCGGAUGAUGUUGGAGCAGCUCUAAUGGACGGAGUUGUCCUUUGCCAUUUAGCUAAUCAUAUCUGUCCUCGGUCUGUUGCCAGCAUCCAUGUACCAUCUCCUGCAGUGCCAAAGCUUAGCAUGGCCAAAUGCCGGAGAAACGUGGAAAACUUCUUGGAUGCCUGUAAGAAGCUGGGUGUCCCACAGGACAAGCUGUGUCUGCCACAUCACAUCCUAGAAGAACGUGGCCUAGUGAAAGUGGGUGUGACUGUGCAGGCUCUGCUGGAUCUCCCCACUUCUAAGCCCACGCAGCUCUCGACUGUUUGACACGAGCCUCAGUUUUGCAUCAGACCUGCACUCGUGCAGGAUCACCUCUCUACCAAGCCCAAACCUUCUUCCUCAUUACCAGGGACCAGAGAUCCCAGUGGGGCGAGGACACAGUGGCCCCAUGGGUCUUUUGGAGUUGACUUUUGCCUGACUGAAACAGGAGACAAGAUGUCUAAAUGCUUCUGUCUCUUCAUAUGAUGUCAGCUACCACUUACCUCUCUUCCAUCACAUUUUCACUCUUAUGCUGUUCCUAUUACUGGGGUCAUCCUGGAUGCGUGUUUUCUAAGGUGCUGAGCUAAAACUUGCAGAAGAGGCACACACGACGGUGAAUCUAAGACAUUAAAGGUUUGUGCGUCCUUCUUUCUAGUCACUGAGUCUGCGAGUGUCAGCACUGACCAAGUGGAAGUGAGGAAAUGACAGACACAUAACUCACUCUUUCACUGGAAAGGACUAGGCUGCCUGUACUGAGGGACCUUAUUGGGUACUUACACUUGAGUUGCUCUUCUUACUUGUUAAAUUUAUUUUCUCAGUGAAUUUUUUCUUGAUUUUUGUUUUCAUGGUUUUACACAGUCUUCAUCAGGCAUGCAAGGAUGAUAUCCUGUUUUGAGCAGCUAAGCCUGAUUCAUCAAUUGUUUUGUUUUUGUAAUGCAUUUAGACAGUGCUUUUUGAAAGCCGGUGUAAUCUAGGAAUGAAUUUAAUGUUGUUAUCAUGCAGACAGAGGACUUUCCGCCUGUUUUUCUGGUGCAGUUUCAACACCUUUCGACCAUAAAUCACAUCUGCAUGCACCAGGGGACUUGACAUUUGACCACUGUGAUAAUACGAACUUGGCUUUUGCCAAAAGCAUGAUAUCUUGUUUUGUACUGUAGCAUUUUUUCACCGUGUUUUUUUUUUUUUUAAACUCUUGGCCAUUCUCGAUUUUACCUUUUCUGAAGCUUUUGAUACUUUGCUUCCAGCUGUUUCCAGUUAAUGCUUGCCAGUUAUGUCAAAUUAGCAGCACAGAUCUGCCGUAUUGUUUAUAUUCUAUGUGAAUAUUGUUUGUGAACGGCUGACUGAUGGGUGCCUGGAUCCGAAAAUGGUUCAGGGUGCCAUUACAAACUUCCCACGCACGGUAGGGUCUUAUUUUCCCACUAAGCCAUCCUGUUUAGUGUGGUUUCUAAUACACUUUAUUUCAGGGAAAUUCUAUUAUUUAUCUAUUUAUUUACUUGUUUUAACUGUGUACAUUUUUGAUUUGUGUGUCUCUGUCCUCACUACCUGCCCACAUGCAACUGAAGAUGUUAAUCUCAUGUUUUCCAGCAAAUGGAAAAUGACUAAAAGCUUUUAACUUUGGCACUAAUCUGUUCCAUAUGGUGGAUCUGAGAGUUCAGUUCACUGCCACAUGAGAAAACACACGACAAAAACAGACAAAACACAAACCAGAAAUUGAAACCAUAAACUAAUCAAGAGAUCUGAAGAAUAAUUUUCUUUAUUUUUAUAUAAACACAUUUUUUAACUUUAUUUCUCAGACCAUGAUUUGCAGCCAUGGCUAAAAAGAAGUUCAUCAUCUAUCAUUUCUAUGGUUAGCAGGAUCAUACCAGGAUGUAAUUUUAAAAGUAUACUUCUUUUCAGGUCUAAAACUUAACCCUGGAGAACCCAUGGGGUCAGAUCCGACCCCAUUGGUUUACUAGGGAAACCAUGGGGUCAAAUUUGACCCCAUGGGUUCUCCAGGGUUAAAUAACCCUAAGGACAUAUUAAUACAUGACAUAAUACAAUGUUAUUUAACAAAAAGGACGCCAGAGUGCAGAGGCACUUUGGAAUUCUGGCCCACUCUUCUUUACACGCCACAGGAUUUCAGUCAGGUUGAGGUCUGGGAUUUCUGUUGUAGAUUCACUUACUGUUGCAUGACCCGGUUUUGGCCAAGCUUUAGCUGUCGGACAGGUGACCUCACAUAACUGACUCUAGAGUACUUUGGUAUACAAACAAAACAAGCCCAAGUCAUCACUCCUCUUCCACCGUGCUUUUUAACAGUUUAAGGUAUGAGACGUUUGAGUUAAUCUUAUCUUAUCGUAUUUUCUUUUUGCCAAAUGUGGUCCACUUUAGUGGACCACAUCUGUUCAAAGGGCAUCAUUCAAGAAGUCUUGUGGGUUGCACACAUGUAACUUUGCAAACCUAAACUGUCUGCCAUGGUCUUUUAAAAGCAGAGGGUUUCCUCUGGCAAGCCUUCUAAACAAACUUUAUAUGCGGCAUAAAGUUGUUGUCACUUUGGUGAUGUCUCCUUGGCAUUGAACCAGUUCAUACCUGAGUGCUCCAGACCAGAAAACUGUCAAAGCAUCUGUUUUUAUAGAGGAGCUUAGGAAUAAUAAGCAAGGACUUACUUCUGCUACAUUAAGGCUUACUUUUUGUUAAAUAAAUAAUGAUAUGGUGUAUCAUGUUAUCUGUUGUUGUUCAUCUCCAGAUGUGCUUACCUCAUUUUAAGACCUGUGACGGACAGAUUUAAUAUAUUUUGUCCUAAUGUGCAAAACCUUAGUACAACACAGGGGUUGUACUGUCAUUUUACAAUGACUGUGUAUACACUCUGUGUUUAAAACACAGUUUUAAUUAAAAACCUAAAGUGAGGUUAAUGAUUGGAUUUGCAUUAAAUAGAUUACUGGCAAAAGACUACACGAUCUACUAAAUAUGGGCUAACGCGACAUCCCUAACCACUUCUAAAUUUGCAUGCUGAUAUGACACCAGUUAAAUUACUUCUGACAGAGAAGUCUUUGAUAGCGCAGCUAUGGCAGUCUCGUGUUUUAACAAGGUCUCUCUUUUUACCACAGAAACAAGUUGACAGGGUGGUUAGAGCAGAGUGAUGUCUGGUGAAUAUGUGGCGGAUCACAAACCUGUCCUUUUUUGGUGAGCCUUAGCUUUACUAGCUUAACGAGCCAAAGGCUAAAAACUAAUGUGAAAAAACAUUUGAGACUGGAGCAGAACAUGUAGAACUACUGAGGAGGGAUAGCUUUAUUUAUGUAUUUGUUCACUUGUAGGUUAACUUCUCUGUACAGGAUAAUUUAUGUUGUUGUUAACUUAAACAGCUUCUAUGCCGAUGAGCUGCCAUCUUACUUGUGGAGAAUUUGCUCAGAUGCAGUGGUCAAACUUCAUGAAAGGAAGUAUAGAGACUUGCACUUCUGGUUUGAUUCCAGGAUACGAGCAUGCGUGCCAAAUUCUUGGUUUCCAUGUUACUGCUUUUCACCUCACGUUAAUAACCCCAGUGUCUGAAUUUGAAUGGUGUUCAUGAGAACCUCUGCUUCCUCUGAAUAGCCUGUAUUCCCCCCCCUAUUGAUGCUAUGGCGUCAUGUUCCAGAGAACAGAUAUCACACAGAUAAAAAUUAAGCUUCCAGUUUAUCAGACCUUGAGUGUAAAAUAUGCAUAAACCAUCACAGAAUCUCAGGUCAAACAUUUUACUUAUGCAGAUAACUUUGAGUCUUUAUGAAUGACUGUACUGUUGAUCACUGGGUGAUGUUUCCUGGUGUGUCAUUUGGAAUGUGGUAGUUGUUCUUUUUCCUGCAGGGCUCUAGUUAACAAGCAAAGCAAGCAGCAGUCAGUGAGCUCUCUUUUAAAGUAUCUACUGUAUGCAUUCACCAAAUGUAUUGCCGUGCAGAAUCCUUUAUUCUGAAACACAAUCAAAUGUAACAACUGAAAAAGAAUACGUAAAAUAAUAAUAUUACACUGUGGUAGCCUGACAGGAGCUUUUUGGGUAUAUCUGAUGGUAGCUUUCUAACUUCUUAUCUUUAAACAAUAAGAAUAACUUGAUACCUGAACUUACCUUACCUAUAGAUACUGUUACAAAUAUUAACAAUGGUGCAGAACUUUAGCUAAGAAUGUGUUGCCUCAUCUCUGUCUUUUAAAUUGGUGCACAUAUUCUGUUGUUUUAAAUAAUGCAGUUGCUCUCAGAUUUGAGGUCCUUUGUGUGAAAAGUGAAAGGAAAAAUAGAAUUUUGUAAACAAACUAGAAUACAUUUUCAUGAUUUUGUCACUCGUGAAGACCGCCUGGGACUGGGACACAUAGUGUGUUGAAUAUCUCACCGCAUAGACAAUGUUUUGUGGCUUUAAUCAUUAUUAUCCGGUUACUGAUGUGGUUUCCAUGGGAUUCGACUGAGAUCUUCAGAUAAUAGUGACUCAUACAGGUGAAGGAAUAUAAACAGAGGAUAAUUUUCUCUCCUGUGGGGAGAAGAGGUUAAACCACGUGAUACAAGUAAUACCCUCUGCUAAUAUAUGUGCAUCUACAAGUCAUAAAAUAUUCAGUAAUAGCAAAUUAAAUUUUCACCACACCUUGUGGAAAAAACCACUUUCAUAUAAAUCCAGUUGGAAAAAAAACACUCACACACCCUCCUUUGUCCAUCUUUGUCCUCAAGAUUAGCACAAGGCAGGCCUUAUCCCUUGUGUAUUUUUCUAUUUCUAAUAUCCAUAGUAACACAUAUUGUAUUAACAGGUGUGUCUCAUUUCCUAAGGGCUGUAAUUCAAGUAAAUAAUACUUUGAUAUAAAUCCAAUUGGACAAAAAACCUCAGUGGUGUUUUAAGUGGUACAGAUUUAGGCUGAAUUGAACUGGUGUUGGACUCUAACGAUGCGUGUAUUUCUGUAAGUUGUUGUAGAAAGCAAGGGAGAGCAGCAGCUUGACCUCUGUUAUCUCUUUCUGCAAUAUACUUAUGUCAUCACCGCACCGCUCGCGCCCCUGCAAAGACACGGCACAUUGCAUUUUCAUUCAUCUUGUCAUCGAAGUGUUUCUGCAAAGCAUAUUUACACCUCGGUAUUUGCAAAAGAGAUGUGAUAUUUUCUGACAUUUGACGGAAGCUUAAAUCCCCCCAUCUGUACCCAGUGUAUGGAUUUUCAUUUUGACUGAAUUCAGCUCUGUGACAUUGUAUGUGUAGCGGUUGUUAGUAAAUCCUUAUUUAAAAGUCUCGAAAGUAAAUCUGUGUGUUGUAAUCUGCGCCCCUGUUUGUACUGCCCAUGAAGUAAUCCUUGUUCUGACAGUUUCUCAAGUUCAACCAAAGAUAAGGCUUCGGUGGGCUAACAACAUACGAGUUUUCUUGUGAAAUUUCCACUUUAUCGUUCAGUAUCUUUUUGUUAGAGGAGUAAAGAACACAAAGAGGACACUGCAACAUAAGAUUAGAGAAAGAAGCGCACGAUCCCUCUAGCCCUUUAGCUUGGCCCUACCUUAAGGACUCUAAUCUCCAUUACUUUAGCAGGGAUUUCUUCAGGGCAAGCAUGGACUGGACGAAAUAAAUGUAGGGACCGAUUCCUCUUGACAUAUAUGAAUAGUGUUCAGAGGCAGGUGUUAACAAAGGUGAACGUGAUCUUUUUUGCACUGUUUGGAAGUGUGAAAAUGUCUCUUUCUGUAACUAUUGCUUGAUGAAUGUCUCUCAUCAUUAGUGAACAUUGUGUUACCUCAGCAACUGAUCCAUCCGCUGGUUUUUUUUUUUUGGUUUUUUUUUUAAUGUUUCUUAUUAGGCCUGGGGGCAGGUUUAUGUGUUUCUAUAGAACGGCAAUGUACAGGAUGUUUUGGAAUAAUGGGAAAGUCUGCUGCAUACUUACUGAACAGCCUGCAAUAUGUAGAAUUCAUAUGCAUACACGAAAAGACAGUGGUGCUGAUUUUUAUUUUGUAAUUUUGUAUGUGAUAAAUCCAUUGCCGUGCCUAAGUAUCUGUUAUUGGUUUAAUUGGUUACGCUCGCCAUGAUUUAACGUCUCACAAGUGUCGUCUCGUUAGGAGAAAACAGUGAAAUAGUGAGUUAUGUCUAAAUGCUACACUGCCGAGAGAAUUCACAAUUCAUGUACAUAAUCUGUUUUUUUUGUAUUUAAAACUGGUCUGACGCAUGCAAGACUACAAAAUCACUGAAGCUAAACCUGUGUACAUAUCAUCUGUGUAAAUUCCAAGGUUUUCUUAUAGCGAACAUGCUGAAUCUAAAAAUAAAGUGAAAUUCUUUGGA